AUGAGAGUGCCCGCCCCGGUGGUUUGUCGCCAACAUUUUCAGAGAGAGGAAGAGGGAGAGCGUGCUUUGCUGCAGGUGGAGAUGGAUAUGCUCGUGGCGAAGGCUGAUGGCUCUGGCUUCUUGACGCUCUACGAGGUCGACCCGAAGUGUGCCGACUUGUGGGCCGCCUUCCGAGCUUGGUGUGCCGAAACCUUUCAGACCACUGAUGAGAUGGUGUCGCAGUUGCGCGGAAGCUUGGUGGAGUUGGGACCUCCGGAAGGAGAGAGGAAGCCUCCCAGAAAGCAAAAGAGUGCGGUGCCGCCAGUGGAGUUCACCUUUAUCCGCGAGCAAUUUAUGGAGAAUGCUCCAAGGCAUGGCUGGUUUGGUGGCUUCGAAGAUACCAUCUUUUCUUGUCUGGAUCGAAAGCAAUCCGGGUAUGUGACAAACAAUGACCUCAUGUGGUUUGAGAAGGCGGGUGAGACGUUGUUGCCAUGUGGCUGCUGCGACUGCAUCUUGACCUUUCCCGUCCUCCGUGAGGCCAGAUCACAACACAACAGGAGGAUGCAGCUCAGACCCACUGGCAGUCGGGCCGUCAUGAACACAACAGGGCCAGCAGUGAAAAAGAACCCCAUGCAAGCCUUGUUGGCUUUCAUGAGCUUUUUGAGAAGCAGCAGCUUGGGAGGAAACCUUAUGCAGACCUGGCGCACAUUGCUAGAUCCGGAUGGGUGCCUCUCUGUCCAGCGGUCUGACAUUGAAAGGGCAGCUACACAAGUGGGAUGGCGUGGGGACGUGUCAUCUCUUUGGAGCGCACUAGAUGCACCAGGUGGUCGCGCUGCUUUAGAGGAGUUUGGCUUCAAAGAGGCUCGCGCAUUGGCGCUGUUUCAUGCCUGGGCAGCGGCAUUGGGUGGAGUAAAAGAGGCCUGGUCAAGACUCUUGGGAGUUGAGAGGGGGUACCAGAGAAAGCGACGAGCGUCCGCCAUGGUGGUGCAGCCACUAGCACCGCAAGCCGCUUCUGCUUCACUGGAUCGACCAGCCUUUGUCUUUGCCUUGACACGUGUGCAUGCGAAGCAUGUGCAGCCAGUGGAUGAGACGAGCUUUAGCAAUUAUUUGUUUUCAAUCCUGGACUGGGAACCCCAUGGAAAGCUCUCUUACAAGGACGUGCGUUUUUUGGAAUCGUGGGAGCCUGUGAAAUGGUUGUCCGAGAAGGCAGGUCUCAACGAAGCUGAGUCGUUCAAGGAAACCGUCCUGUCCAAGUAUGGGAACCACCCAGUGAAGGCAUGGAGAUUGUGUUUGGAUCUGGAUGCCACUGGAAUUUGUAGGUGGACUGCCUUCAACCAAGCAGCUGAACGAAUUCAGUGGAAGGGUGAUUGUGCCAAAGCCUGGCUGGGUUUGGACAAGCAGAGCUUAGGCUUCAUCACUCUUCACAACAUAGAUGCCGAAGUGGCGGAAAAUUUGGCUCUCUUUCGAAGAUGGUGCUUUGCCACCUACGGUGGAGUUGCCAUUGCUUUUCAUGCCUUGGACUCUGACGGCUCGGGCUCGUUCAGCGAAGAGGAGUUUGUCUCGGUGAUCGAACACUCCACCUUCAAAGGGGAUGCCCACGCCGCUUGGCGGUCCUUGAACUUGGAGGGUAGUGACAUUUUAUCGGAACGGGAAAUGGACUUUCUGGAUGAUAUGGAGCUGGACAUGCUCGCGGCCUAUGUUUCGGCCACGGAAGCCGCGGAGGAAAGCGAGAAGCAAAAACACCACGUGGAAGUGGAUCUUCAUCGUCGAAACUCGGUGGUGGGUGCAGAUUUGCGAAACCAAACCUCCAUGCUCACGCUGGAGCAGCAAGGUGAUGACAAAGCACAGCUGCUUCUGACGACACCCGAGUCCCGCGUGGAACUGUUGGACAUGGUCGGAUUGGAGAAUUCGCUUUCGGAGAGCCAAAGUCUCUCUUCCUUUGUGCUUCCCCGACUUGACCUGAAGUCCACAGAUCCCAUGUCUAUAUCUCUUGGUGCUGCAUCCGCUGGCACUGCUGGCCGCAAGCAUGCUUCCAUUGACUCGUCCAGUAGAUCCACCAUGUGGGUUGAGUCCAGCAAGAAGUUGUAUGCCGGGGGGAUCCCAUAUAUGUGA
Molecule: messenger RNA, 2091 nt
Organism: Durusdinium trenchii
Lineage: Eukaryota; Dinophyceae; Suessiales; Symbiodiniaceae
Source: the annotation of a GenBank genome assembly